GAUCGCAGCAGUCGCUGAAGAAAAACACACUUUUGACAGCCGAGAUGUUUGGAAAACUCGUUUGGAUGAUAGCCGCUUAUACCAGCACCGCCCAAAGUUUCUAUGAUAAGAUGCAAUGUGCGAAUUGCUCGAAGAUAAACCGCAAUUGCGAAGUUAAGACAACCGGAUGGAGUUGUGAAUUUGAAGUUGAUGCCCGCAAGUUUGGUACUAAUGUAAAUUCGUCCGAAGUACCGCCAUUUCUACAGACUUGCAUGCCUGCCGGAUUGGCUUUUGUAAAAGAAAAGCCAAUUAUCGGGUAUUGCUGUUUCUGGUCGCCGGAAACGGGAUGUCAAAAGAUCAUAAGAAAAGGCGUAGAUAUUGAAAACAACAAACGUUGUCACAUGUGCAGUCGGGCGAUUUGGUCAUCUUUGAUGGAAAAUAAGACGUGUCCCUGCGGAAAAUGGUUUGUCGACGGAGAAGAAAAAGGCACCAAUCAAAGGAUUUCAAAUUUAAUAGUGUUCUGGACAUUAGUGUGUACAUUACUAUUUUUGUAAGCCAAAUAAAUAUUAAAAUACAUUUUUGUAAUCACUAAA
Messenger RNA from Drosophila teissieri, 572 nucleotides. RefSeq lists its product as uncharacterized. NCBI's taxonomy places the organism in Eukaryota, Metazoa, Arthropoda, Insecta, Diptera, Drosophilidae. The record is from RefSeq and is a predicted model, not a curated record. The transcript has 2 exons. The coding region runs from base 45 to 533 and encodes 162 amino acids.